AUGGCUGCGCAGGUGCUCAGCCUGCUGCGGGAGGUCUCGCGGCUGGAAGCCCCUCUGGAGGAGCUGCGCGCGCUUCUUUCCGUGCUGCAGGCCGUGCCGCUCAGCGAGCUCCGAGAGCAAGUGGCGGAGAUGCGCCUCGGCCCGCUCUUCUCCCUGCUCAACCAGAACCAUCGGGAACAGACGACUUUGUGCGUAUCCAUCCUGGAGCGAUUGCUCCAAGCUGUGGAGCCAGUGCAAGUGGCCCGGAACCUCCGAGUUGACCUGCAGAGAGGGCUGACUCACCCUGAUGACUCCGUAAAGACCCUCACUUUGUCCCAGGUUGGAAGAAUUGUUGAAAAUUCUGAUGCCGUUACUGAGAUUCUAAAUAAUUCUGAAUUGCUAAGACAAAUUGUUUAUUGUAUCGGUGGAGAAAAUCUUUCUGUAGUUAAAGCGCUAAUUGUGGAGAUUUCUUCUGUGUCACCAGAAUCCUUAAGCUACUGUGUCACCAGUGGACUGAUAACUCAGCUCCUCCGGGAGCUGACUGGGGAGGAUGUGCUGGUCAGAGCCACCUGCAUAGAAAUGGUGACGUCCUUGGCAUAUACUCAUCAUGGACGACAGUACCUAGCUCAAGAAGGAGUAAUUGACCAGAUUUCUAAUAUAAUUGUCGGGGCAGAUUCUGACCCUUUCUCUAGCUUCUACUUGCCAGGAUUUGUGAAGUUUUUUGGAAACCUCGCUGUCGUGGAUAGCCCUCAGCAGAUUUGCGAACGUUAUCCUGUCUUUGUGGAAAAGGUUUUCGACAUGGCAGAAAGCCAGGACCCCACCAUGAUUGGUGUAGCAGUGGACACAAUUGGAAUCUUAGGAUCUAAUACUGAAGGGAAACAGGUUUUGCAGAAAACAGGAACUCGCUUUGAACGUUUACUCACAAGAAUAGGACAUCAAGCAAAAAAUGCCUCAACAGAGCUAAAAAUCAGGUGUUUAGAAGCAAUUUCAUCUCUUCUGUAUUUACCACCUGAGCAACACACCGAGGAUCUCCUGAGGAUGACGGAAGCCUGCUUCUCCUCCCUAUCUCAGGACUCACUGGAGCUCUUCCGGGGCAUCAGUAACCAGCCCUUCCCUGAAUUGCACUGUGCUGCCUUAAAGGUGUUUACGGCCAUUGCAAACCAGCCCUGGGCUCAGAAACUUAUGUUUCAGAGUCCAGGUUUUGUAGAAUAUGUGUUGGACCGGUCUGUGGAGCAUGACAAAGCUUCAAAGGAUGCCAAAUACGAACUGGUCAAAGCGCUCGCCAACUCCAAGACAACUGCAGAGAUCUUUGGGAACCCGAAUUACUUGAGGCUCAGGUCUUUCCUGAGUGAAGGUCCGUACUAUGUAAAACCUGUUUCCAUGACUGCAGUGGAAGGAGCAGAAUGAUUUCUUCUAGCACUUAAUCGAGAGGACCCGUUUUGGACCAGAACGUCUCUGAAGGCGCUUGACUCCAUCUGUAUUGUAUAAAACAAAGACUCCCCUCCCCUCCCGGAAUCAACGCGGAGUGCUCUACUAAGACCUACAGGGUCACUGUGAGUCAGUAUUGACUCAAUGGCAAAGUUUUGAUUUUUUGAGUUUAAUCACCAACCUUAUUUUAUUUUUGUUGGCUUGCUUUUACAUUGAAAUACAAUACGAAAUCAGGGAUUUGGCGUGCACGAAGAACAGACAAGUGGGUCUUCAUUAAAGCAGGUAUCUUCUCAAGGAUUUUUGAGUGCCAUUAUCUUUGCACACAUGGGAGGAAGUUCUGCUUCUCCUCGCCUCUCAGAACACACCCGUGGACAUGCCCUCUCUUCGUAACCUCUCCACAAAACGGAACCACACUGACUUCUGGACUCUGUAACCUAUUUUCUUUUUGGCCAUUUCCCUUCUUAAUCCAUUUGCAAAGUCUUGGUUAUAAAUGGUCUCCGAAAACUGGUAUAGGAACUGAAAAUUAUGUUCUCUUUAUACUAAGACUAAAUCUUUUUAAUUGUCUCCCUUGUUUUUAUGUUACUAUUAUUUCUUUGAAAAGUAAACAAAAAUCUGAAAAUACGA
Messenger RNA from Echinops telfairi (small Madagascar hedgehog), 2031 nucleotides. It is a transcript of the gene PSMD5, whose product is annotated as proteasome 26S subunit, non-ATPase 5. Bases 1 to 1386 code for a protein of 461 amino acids. The transcript is spliced from 9 exons. Gene Ontology annotation, cellular component: cytosol. Lineage: Eukaryota; Metazoa; Chordata; Mammalia; Afrosoricida; Tenrecidae. Gene Ontology annotation, biological process: proteasome assembly. The record is from RefSeq and is a predicted model, not a curated record.